CGGCAACUCAUGGGCAUUGAUUAUCGCGAUGCCGAACACAUCGUAUCCAAGGAACAAAAGUCUCGGGGUGAAGUAUUCGGCUGCGGUCACAAGUAACCCAAGAUGACUCCCAACAAGAAGCAGCUCCAUCUCACGGCGUUCAUGCGGCCCAUCUCGCUUCACCCAGGAGCAUGGAGAUAUCCCGGUUCGUACCCGGAUGCGAACUUCAAUCUGAAACACAUCACCUCGUUCAUUCAGAAGCUUGAAUCAGCCAAAUUCGAUGCUUUCUUCAUGGCCGAUCAUCUAGCCGUGCUGAACAUGCCCGUCGAGGCUCUCAAGCGCUCCCAUACAGUAACAUCGUUCGAACCAUUCACGUUGCUAUCAGCGUUGGCGAUGGUCACUGAUAAGAUUGGACUCGCCGCGACUGCUUCAACCACAUAUGAUGAGCCCUACCAUAUCGCACGCCGGUUUGCCUCUCUCGAUCACAUCAGCAAUGGCAGAGCGGCAUGGAACGUAGUAACUACUGGAAAUCCGGAGACAUCGAAGAACUUCGGCCAGGACGAACACAAGCAACAUACCGAUCGCUACAAGCGUGCGCGAGAGUUCUACGACGUUGUGACUGGCCUCUGGGACAGCUUUGCAGACGAUGCUUUCGUGCGAGACGCCGAAAGUGGCGUGUACGUCGACCCCGCCAAGAUACAUACUCUCAACCACGUCGGCGAUGAUCUGAGCGUCCGGGGGCCGCUGAAUAUAGCACGACCAAUUCAGGGAUGGCCGGUCAUCGUUCAAGCAGGACAGUCCGAACCCGGAAAACAACUAGCCGCCGAGACAGCCGAGCUCGUAUUUGCCUCACCUCCCGACCUCAAGAGGGCCAAGGAGCUGUACGCAGAUGUGAAGAGCCGUAUGUCCAAAGUCGGACGGGACCGUGACAGUCUCAAGAUUCUGCCAGCGGCCAUGAUCAUCGUCGGCGACACCAUUGAGGAGGCCAAAGCGAAACGUUUGGACUUGGACAGUCGCGUGCACUAUGAUACCGCCAUCAAUUCCCUCUCAAUCGCCUUGGGAUCCGACGCUUCCAAUUUCGACCCUGACGGCCCACUCCCUGAUGUCAUCCCGGAAUCCAACGCGAGCCAUACGGCACGGCUGGGCGUGAUCGCGCUGGCUAAGGAAGAGAAUCUCACCGUUCGGCAGCUCGCGCAGCGAUACGGAGGAUUCGCCGGGCUCGCUUUCGUCGGCACGCCGCAAUCGAUCGCCGACGAGAUGGCCGUCUGGCUCCACGAGGAAGCUUGUGAUGGCUUCACGGUGUGCCUGCCGUAUGUACCAGAAGGCUUGGAUGAUGUCACGCAGAGGCUGGUGCCGGAGCUGCAGCGACGAGGACUGUUCCGGGAGGAUUACACGGGGAACACGCUGAGAGAGCACUUGGGACUGCCGAGGCCAGAGAAUCAAUUCUUCCCCGAUCAGAGUCGAUGGAAUAUAUUAGAGUCGACACGCUGAGGUCAAGGCCGUGGGACGUCGGGACUUGACUUUUGUGUUAUAAAUAGAUAGAUGUCC
This is a messenger RNA of Dissoconium aciculare CBS 342.82, 1527 nucleotides long. RefSeq names its product Nitrilotriacetate monooxygenase component A/pristinamycin IIA synthase subunit A. The record is from RefSeq and is a predicted model, not a curated record. The transcript has a single exon. NCBI's taxonomy places the organism in Eukaryota, Fungi, Ascomycota, Dothideomycetes, Mycosphaerellales, Dissoconiaceae. Bases 103 to 1470 code for a protein of 455 amino acids. Gene Ontology annotation, molecular function: monooxygenase activity; oxidoreductase activity, acting on paired donors, with incorporation or reduction of molecular oxygen.